AUACACCAGGGCCUCCUGAGGACAAGAUCACAAUCACCAGGGUGACAGAGGAGAAGUGCACUGUGUCUUGGAAGAUCCCUCUGGAGGACGGUGGAGAUCUGGUCACUCAUUACAUUGUUGAUAGGCGUGAGACCAGCAGACUCAACUGGGUGAUCAUGGAGACUGAGUGCAAGACUCUGUCUUGUGUCAGCUCCAAACUGAUCAAGAACAACGAGUACGUCUUCCGUGUCAGAGGAGUCAACAAGUUCGGACCUGGUGUGCCCUUGGAGUCCGAGCCUGUCAUCGCCAGAAACGCAUACACUAUCCCAUCACAACCUGGAGCACCAGAGGUCACGGCUGUAGGAAAAGAGCACGUCAUCAUUGAAUGGAUGAAACCUGAGAGUGAUGGUGGAAGUGAGAUCAAGAAUUACCUGGUGGACAAACGUGAAAAGAGCAGCUCCAGAUGGACCAGGGUCAAUAAGACCUUUACCAUCUACGACAUCCGCCUGAAGAUCUCUGGUCUGCUGGAAGGCAGUGAUUACCAGUUCCGUGUUACAGCCGUGAACACAGCUGGAAACAGCCAGCCCAGUGAAGCCUCUCAGUAUGCCUACUGUAGAGAGCCAACAUACACUCCAGCCUCUCCUUCAAUUCCACGUGUGAUAGAUUCCACCAAGCAUAGCAUUAGCCUGCAAUGGACCAGACCAAUGUAUGAUGGUGGUGCUGAUGUUGUUGGCUACGUGGUGGAGGUGCUUGAGGAAGGAACCGAGCAGUGGUACAGGGCCACUCAGAAGACUCUGAAGACCAAUUCGUUUGUUGCCGCUGGACUUCAAAGCAACAAGAAGUACAGCUUCCGCGUCGCAGGAGUCAAUAGUAAUGGCACUGGGGAAUUCAGCGAACCAAGUGUGGAAAUUGAGCCGGUUGAGAAACUUUCAAUCCCUGAUCUUGAUCUUCCUGAUGAUCUGAAGAAGACUGUGUGUCUGAGAGCUGGUAACACUCUGAGGCUGUUUGUCAAUGUGACUGGAAGACCUGCACCAGUAUUGACCUGGAGGAAACCUGGCAUUGACCUGCAGAGCCGUGGGUUCAUUGAUACAACUGACAGUUACACUCAACUGAUUGUUGAGAAGGUCCAUCGUUACGAUUCUGGCAAAUACACCAUUGAGGCUGAAAAUCCAUCUGGCAAGAAAUCAGCAACCAUUCUCGUCAAAGUUUAUGACACUCCUGGACCACCCGGUUCAGUUAGAGUCAAAGACUACACAAAGGAGUCUGUCGUCAUCACAUGGGAUGUACCAAGUAUUGAUGGUGGAGCCCCUGUGAACAACUACAUCAUUGAGAAACGUGAAGCUUCAAUGAAAUCCUACAAGACCGUUACAACAGAAUGCAGGAGACUUGUUCAGAAUCUCUGUGGCCUGGAGGGAAUCAGAUCUGCACAUUGUGGAUAUCGGCAAGACCUCAGCAAUCCUGAACUGGGAAAGACCUCUUCACGAUGGUGGAAACAGACUGACGGGUUACGUCAUGAAGCUAACAUCGUUGGAUCAGACAGAUGGAGUGCAGUGGCCACCGUUAAACAGUCCAUGUCCCAGCACACCGUCACUGGUCUGACAGAGAAGGAGACGUAUCUCUUCAGAAUCAGAGCUACAAACAGCAGAGGAGUCAGCGAGCCUAGGGAGAUUACAGGACCUGUGGUCAUUCAGGAACAACUACUGGCACCUAUAUUGAUCGUAGGCAUUCCACAGAAGAUUGUCCAUGUGCCAGCGGUCAGCUGGGAGCCACCAGAGAGGAUGGCGGUGCCAACGUCAGUGGCUAUGUUGAGCAGCGUGACGCUCACACGCCGGAUGGCUGGUGUCGGAAUCUGUCACAAGACCACAUUCAAGUUCACCAGAUUGUCUGGGGGAACUGGUCGUGUUCAGUGUGGCUGCAACCAGCAACCUUCGGCAUUGGAGGAUUCUUGCAGUCUGAAGUUGUUGAAUGCAAGAGUCUCAACCGUACCCAGUGCACCAAACAGACCUGAUGUACUGGAUGUGACUCAUGAAGGAAUGACCAUCACAUGGCAGUCACCAGAAGAAGAUGGAGGGUCCCAGGUGUCUGGAUACAUAAUUGAGCGCAAAGAGGUCAGAUCUGAAAGGUGGAUGAGCAUCGUUAAGAACCCAGUCACCAUGACCAGAUACAGAUCAUCUGGUCUGUGCGAAGGCAAUGAGUAUGAGUUCCGCGUGAUCGCCCUGAACUCAAGAGGCUCAAGCAAACCCAGUAUGGCAUCUAAAGCAGCUAUCGCCAUGGAUCCCAUUGAGCCUCCUAGCACACCACAGUUCCCCAUGGUUACAGACACCACCAGAACUUCUGUGUCUCUGGCUUGGAGUCCUCCUGAGGAAGAGGGUGGUUCCGUCGUCACUGGUUACCUGAUUGAGAUGCAGAAGGUGGACCAGGUGGAAUGGACCAUGUGCAACCACCAGGAAACUGCC
Oncorhynchus nerka (sockeye salmon) is the source of this 2435-nucleotide messenger RNA. RefSeq names its product titin-like. The annotation marks the transcript as partial. Gene Ontology annotation, cellular component: M band. The record is from RefSeq and is a predicted model, not a curated record. Lineage: Eukaryota; Metazoa; Chordata; Actinopteri; Salmoniformes; Salmonidae. Gene Ontology annotation, biological process: sarcomere organization; cardiac muscle tissue development. Gene Ontology annotation, molecular function: structural constituent of muscle; protein binding. The transcript has 10 exons.